This is a messenger RNA of Amoebophrya sp. A120, 3451 nucleotides long. NCBI's taxonomy places the organism in Eukaryota, Dinophyceae, Syndiniales, Amoebophryaceae. The record is from the annotation of a GenBank genome assembly.
CUCACCGAUAAUGAUGAAAGGAGUGACACUUUUAGUUUUAGAUACGGGCGGAAAAUAAACUGCAAGUCACUGUCGAAAAAAAUGAAAUGCAGCCUACGUAUUGCGCUAAAAAUGUUCUAAACACGUAGUGAAAUUGUGACUCAUUGUCAACAUCAUGUCGCUGCUCCGCCGGUUCGCCGACGGCACUUCAGAUUUUGGCACUUCCGUCCCAUCAGCAUCUGCCACAACUAAAGCUUCCUCCUUAUUGGAUAGAGGAGUGGAAGCGUGGGCCGCCGCUUUUGCUCACGGACAUGACGGACGAGUUGACGCGCAAGGUCAAGGUGCGAAAGCUGCCCUAAGUUUGCUGCACCUGGACGGCCACGCGGGGCUGAGCGAAGAGGGCGCGACCCGGGUGCUCCUUGGCACGGCGCUGACCUGUUCCGUACUCGCCGCCGUCGUGACGCAACGGCAGCUGGUGAAAAGUACCGUUUCGUCCUGUCUUUUCGGAAAGAGUCCCGUUCCUGGGGAGGGAGGUGAAGAAGAGGAAAAUGACCAACUCAAGAAAUCGACCGCACCGACGGGGACAGUCUUAAUGAAUCAAACGACUGUGACAUCACCUCCUGUCGAUGUUGUUGACACCAGUACUAGCAAAAGCGCGCGCGAGAAAGAGACCACCGCGGUGUGCGCGUUGAAGUGGCGCUACGUGGUCGCGUUUUGGCUGGCGACCGGGGCCGACUGGCUACAGGGCCCGUACGUGUAUGCGCUGUAUGACGCGUAUGGGCUGACGCACUACCAGAACUCCGUCCUGUUCAUUUUCGGAUUUGGCAGCUCCAUGCUGUUUGGCGCACUGUUCGGCGGGUGGGCGGACCAGAGUGGGAGACGAAUAUCCAGGAAAAAAAGUGUGUAAGUGUAACUUUCUUUGAGAAACAGAAUCACAAAUUUGCUCUACAUGACAGAGAAAACCUGUCAUGCGUGGCUUGAAAGGGAAAACACAGUUAAAAAGAGGACUUCGUGGCUGUCUGGCAUGACAGGUGUAACUUUGUUGCAUGUUCUACAACACAAAUUUACACUUAGCUUACACAGUUUUUUUCUUGCAUAACGAAAAUUCGCCCUGUACUACUGCCUCCUCUACGGCCUCUAUCAAAUGCAAAAGUGUCUGGGUCUGGAAGAUUGCAACUUGUCAUGCUAAAUCUGCAGCAUGCAAAAAUCUGUGUUGCAUGAUUACCAAAAGUCGGCCAGUUUUGACCAAGUCGGGAGAGAGUUUCUCAUGCAGGAUGGGCAUUAGAAAGGUCUCGCAGAAUCUGUCAUGCUAGGUCCUGCAUUCAAGACCUCAGGGGUCAUGGAAAAGCAGCAUGACAAAUCGCGCACUCUUCCAGACCCAGACAUUCUUGCAUUUGAUAGCCUCGGCUGCGCGACCAAGCACUUCGCGAACUUCUACGUGCUGGCGCUGGGGCGGGUGCUCGCCGGCAUCGCGACCAGUCUGUUGUACUCCGUAUUUGAGUGCUGGCUCGUGUGCGAGGUCUAUUCGGAAAAAGCGAUCCGCAACAAGGACGACGCGCUCGCGGACGUCUUCAGCCUCGCGAUCUUCGGCAACUCUAUCGUCGCGAUUCUGAUGGGCUUCUUGGCGGAGUCCGCCGCCAAUUUGUUCCCUCUCGUGAAACUCGCGGACUUUCCGUCCGUGGAUUUGUACGCGGGCCACUACUGCAUGCCGUUCGACCUGUCGGCGUUUUUUCUGCUGGUCACGGCGGCUUUCUUGUCGCUGUGUUGGACGGAAAACUACGGGUCUGGAAAGGAGCAACGGGUUCUGUCCGAGGAGGAAAAAACACUUCCGAACGAGAAAACCGCAUUGCUGGCCAAGGCGCAGCGCCAGAGCGGAGAGAACAAGGACCACAGUAGUGACUAUACCGUUUCGUCCGGCGAUUCGGACGCGCCCACGAAAGCCGACACGUCCGACACCGGCAGUAACAGCAGCGGGGCAGGAGCUCGUCCUGCAAGUAUCAAUAACACAGCGAUUGAAUUCCGCGAGCAAGAGGAGGCGGACCACGAAAAGCAAAUAGCGCAUCCAGGCGGACCCUCCUCCUCCUCCGCCGCGGAUCAUGGCAGUGCUGGGGCGCUGCUGGAGGCGUUCGAGGUCUUGUGUACGAACCGGAAAGUGCAGUGCACGAUGCUGCUGUGCAGUUUCUUCGAGUCCAGCAUGUUCAUCUUCGUGUUUCUGUGGACGCCGGCGGUGAUGGCCUUGCACCCGAACGAGAAGACGCACCCCUUCGGCCUGAUUUUCGCCCUGUUCAUGACGGGCUGCAUGCUGGGCUCCUGCGUGUUCCAGAUUCUGCGCAACGACUGCAAGUUUUCGGUCUUGCAAAUCGCAGGCGGACUCUUCGCGGGGUCCGCAGUCAUGCACUUCCUCGCGGCCGGUCUGGUCACGGAGUUUGUGCACCUGACGGCGAGCUUUGUGGUCUUCGAAAUCUGCGUCGGGGCGUACUGGCCGAUGAUGAGCAUUCUGAAGGGUCGCGUGGUCCCCGAGCCCCACCGGGUAUGCAUUGGAAAUAUGUUUCUGGGUCCCGUCUUCUGGAAAAUCUGUGAUGCGAGAUCUGUGAUGUCAUACAAGAUUCAGCAGGGCAAGUCGCGUGAUUUUAUCCAGACUCAGGCAUAUUUGCAUUUGAUACCGCGCGGCGCUGUACAACUUCUUCCGCGUGCCGCUGAACUUCAUCGUUUGCGGGAUUUUGCUGCUCGACGUCUCCGUGACUACCGGCUUCUUGUUCACCAGCGGACUCCUGGUCUCCAAUCUGUUCCUUCUUUUACGCAAAGUGAAAAAAUGUGUGUAAUGUGCUAGAUGUAGUUUGGGUAUAGGGUGAGGAAAGUCGAAGGAUAAGUACCCAUCGUAGUAGUUCUGCUGGGCUAUUAUGCUGAGACUGUCUACAACUCUCUCAUAUGGUACUUCGAUGCUUCGCAAAAGCUGCGGAUCAGCACACUAGAGACACUUUUUUUCUUGCAUACCAGUACGCGCUCAAGCAGGAAAUGGACCGCGACAACGAAAAAAUCGGAGAGAGGCCAGCUGCGUAAUGCUCAAAGGAGGCUUUUCAACCGCUUUUACUUUUAGGUUUCCGCUGGUUUUUGUGAACAGUAAAGAGAGUCUAAGAUCAAGAGCAAGACUUGUUCUGCAGGAUGAUGGUGAAAGCGGUAUCACGGCUGCUAGCAUGCUACAGGAACCUUUUUUUCGUCACUGCUUGGUUAUAUGAAUUAUGCGCGCGUAAUGUUACGUAAGAAGGACUUUCCCGGGUCUGUCACAGAGCAAUUAUCUUUAUCCCUAGUGCAGAGAGCACAAGAAAAAUACCAAUUAUCGAGGACCUAUGUCUUUUGAAACGGUCUGGCUUCGCAAAUUUUAAAAAUUCGGAGCUAGGUAAAGAACAUUUUAGGAUCAAACUCACUUCUUCGAAAAAAAUGGCGAGGGUCGUGAUUUUGAAACAAGCAUGAU